CCCGAGUAACGACAUAACUUGCGACUCACUACGUCUAAGUGUGUCGAUAAAAAUUUAAAAAAAAGAAAAAAGAAUUUCGGGGUCGCCCACAACCUUCCAUCGUGUUCCUUCAUAAAUUUGAAAUUAGUGGUGUGAUAUCGAUAAAUGUUUGUUAUUCGGGAGCUUUUAUCAAAUUAAAAUUUUAAAGCCCCAAUAAAGCCACCAGCUUCGAUUCGAACCAAUUAAUAUACCUGCUCAAACAUCAAAGAUUAUAUCAAUUCAGCUGCCAGUUGGUUUGCUUUUGCUUUUUUGGUGUUUUGUGUACCGUAAAUCUUAUACGGCUGUGUAUUUUAGUCACAAUCUCUUUCAGCAACAAAACAACUCUCCGUGCCGUCUUCGUCACCCUUUGCGUCUCCGUACUACGUACUCCGUGGCUUAAGCUCUAUCAUUACUGAAUCGAAUUCGAAUAUAUUAAUGACCACUUCCUUGUGCUGGGCAUCAAAAAUAGUUUCUCGCCAGUUGGAGAAGCAGCACGUCAAUCGGCAGUGCGUGUACUUGUACUAAAUAUAAACCCUCCAUGCCAACUACUCGUACCAACUGCGAACGGAAUUUUCCUCGUUCAUACACUUUGUCUUGUGCUUGUGGGUUUGGAUUGUGGUGAUAAAAUAUUGUUGCUUACGUUUUCGUGUUUCGUCUCGAAUGAUGGUAUCAAACGCUUAAUAUAUCUCGCGGCAGUAAGAAGUGAAUCGUGUUAAAUUAAAUUUAAAUUAAAAUCAUAUCAAAUCAAAUCAUUCUUGUGUCUUGUUUCGAGCUAAACUGUUUUUUGUUGCGUAGCUUGUGACAUUAAGGAGCAGAUUCAAAGUCAAACGAUUCUGAGCAUGCUCUAAAUUUUGGAAGGACAUAUACCUACCUACUCCUUGGCGCUUUUCCUUUUGCAUAUGACAAUAACUUUCGAAGGGCAAACGGUUUAUUGCCACCCGCACAUUAUAAGCUUUAAUAUUCACAAUAAAACUCUCUUCAAGUCUGGUUGUCUUUUCAAUACUUACUUUUGCUCGAUUUUUUAAAAGUUAAACAAAAACAAAUAAGAAAAACUGCUGCUGCUGGGAGAUUGCAUUGUCUAGCAAUAGAAAAUAUUUAAAUUUCAUGUUUUGUGUUGUGUUUUCUUUUAUUGUGUAAAUAUAAAUAAUAUUCUCUUGAAAGUACCUACGUACCUACCUAAAUAUACAUAUCAAUACCUACCUACCAUACCAACCUACCUACGUAUAUCUUUAAAACUUAACUUAAAACAAAAAUGUCUGAAACAAAAAUGAUUGAGAGCACAGAGGAAAGCUCACGGCUUUUGGAAACCACCAAUCCGGAGAGCUAUGGAGUCCGACAACCGGUUAAAUUAUCCGUUCAGGAACAGGAAAACCUACUAACUAUGGUCAGUGGAGAAAAUAAAUCGCAAACGUUUCGCCAAUAUGUGGCGGCCUUGGCUGCUACUGGAGGAGCAUUGGCGGCUGGUGCUCUUUUGGGUUGGACAUCUCCGGCUCAAAAAGAAUUAAUCAGCCCCAACUAUACGAUCCCCUUAACUCCCGAGCAGUUUUCAUGGGUUGGUUCUGGUGUGACUCUAGGAGCGGCUUUUAUAUGCAUUCCAAUUGGAUUUUUGAUUACGAUUAUUGGACGAAAACUAACUAUGUUGCUAUUGGUACUUCCUUUCACACUUGGAUGGGCUUUGCUUAUUUGGGCACAAAACUUCGAGAUGAUGUUCAUUGCUAGAUUCAUAUUGGGUAUAUCUGGAGGCGCGUUUUGUGUAACGGCGCCUAUGUACACGGGAGAGAUAGCCCAAAAGGAUAUACGUGGGACAUUAGGAAGUUUCUUCCAACUUAUGAUAACCAUUGGUAUUCUAUUUGUGUACGCCCUUGGGGCAGGAUUUAAUGUUUUCUGGCUGAGCAUCAUCUGUGCUAUGAUCCCGUUGAUUUUCGGAGCCAUUUUUGUAUUCAUGCCAGAGUCUCCAACUUAUUUGGUAAGUAAAGGAAAGAACGAAAGUGCUGUUAAAUCUAUUCAAUGGCUUCGUGGUAAUCAAUACAACUACACCGCUGAACUCGAGGAACUUAAGGAAAUCGAUGCCCAAAUCAAGCAAAAUCCAGUAUCAAUAAUGUCGGCUUUAACUCGCAGGGUGACAAUAAAAGCUUUGAUUAUAAGCUUGGGUCUUAUGUUCUUCCAACAAUUGAGUGGAAUUAAUGCUGUAAUUUUCUACACAACUGACAUUUUCAGGGAUGCUCAGACUGGAAUUGAUGAAAAUUUGUCUACAAUUGUUGUUGGUAUCAUGCAAGUUAUUGCCACAUUUAUUUCUGUUAUGGUUGUUGACAAACUUGGCCGCCGAAUUCUUUUACUGGCUUCAUCUGCUGUUAUGGCUAUCUCUACCGUCCUUAUGGGAGUGUAUUUCUACAUGCAAAGCAAUGAUAAGAGUUCUGUGGAUAACCUUGGAUGGUUGCCAGUAGUGUCCUUGUGUGUCUUCAUUGUUAUGUUUUCGAUUGGAUUUGGCCCAGUCCCAUGGCUGAUGAUGGGUGAACUCUUCGCUUCGGACAUCAAAGGUGUUGCUGGAUCAAUUGCUGGAACAACAAACUGGGUCUUGGCAUUCAUUGUAACCAAAGCUUUCUUGAGUCUCAAGGACGCGAUAGGUUCCGGAGAGACAUUCUGGUUGUUCUCAGGUAUUACAUUUGUUGGCUUCAUAUUUGUUUACUUCUUCGUACCGGAGACGAAAGGUAAAUCUUUGAAUGAAAUCCAAAAGUUAUUGGAGGGACAAACUAUGGAAAACACAACACACACUGAAAAGUCACCACAAUAAGCUGCAACUAUAAGAUAGAGAAAGAUAAUUCCGCUUCCACAAUGAGCCAUUAAAAUUUUAUGUUUAUAUAGUUCUUUUUUUUUUUGUAAAAAGAUUGAAGCAAACUAUACAAUAGCUAGUUUUUAAGCGCCCAAUGGCUUCAUGUCAUUUGUUAUUGUUUUUAUGGAUUUUAUUCGAAAAGACAAAUUGUUUGUUGAUGUUUCACUAAAAUAAUGUUGAUGCAUACACUCAUACAUUCAGCUCCAAAUUUUACUAAAUGUUUGAGCUAAUAACUUUUAAGACUGAACGUCAGAAUUAUUGUUACCGAAAUUCCCCAAGUUUUAAUUAAGAUACAAAACGAAAAAGAAAAGGUGGACACUUAUACAAAAUAUUAUAUUGAAAAGAAAAGCAUUUAGAAAUCAAUAUGUAAGUUAACUUAACAUAUUCAAUAUGCAUUUACUAUAAUUAUUUUUACCUUACACGAAGUAACAAAAGCAUUUUCUGGACGUGUUUUAGAAAAAGAAGAUGUGCAUAUUUUUGUAGAUAAAUGAAAAACGUAUUUUUUGGAAGUGUGGACCUGGCAAACAAACCAAAUAUUAUAGCCUAGCCUAUUAUGUAUACAAAACUCAUUCUGAUGCGUUGUUUUUGUAUUGUGAAAAAAUUGUAACAUGAGUAUUUUUAAGUGACUUAAGUCUCUGUUCUUGUAACUAGUUUAAAUUUACAUGUUUAAGUUUUGAUUAAUUGAUUAAUGUUGAUAAUUCACAUUUAAUUACUAUUUAAAUCUAAAGUUAAUUUUCUUGUAUAAAAUCGUUUUAAUAUUUUAAGAUUUUUAAGCUAUAAAUAGAUAUUUUAAUUAGUCAAAAGUAAUAAUAUUAUAAUAUAUAUAUAUACACACACAUUGUAAUGUUGUUAUGUAUCUCUCUUAAAUAAAAAUAUUUAUCAUUUUAUGUAAA
Eupeodes corollae is the source of this 3741-nucleotide messenger RNA. It is a transcript of the gene nebu, whose product is annotated as facilitated trehalose transporter Tret1. Bases 1271 to 2809 code for a protein of 512 amino acids. Gene Ontology annotation, cellular component: membrane. Gene Ontology annotation, biological process: transmembrane transport; carbohydrate transport. Lineage: Eukaryota; Metazoa; Arthropoda; Insecta; Diptera; Syrphidae. Gene Ontology annotation, molecular function: sugar transmembrane transporter activity. The record is from RefSeq and is a predicted model, not a curated record. The transcript is spliced from 4 exons.